This is a messenger RNA of Xyrauchen texanus (razorback sucker), 5605 nucleotides long. RefSeq names its product ran-binding protein 10-like. Bases 104 to 1930 code for a protein of 608 amino acids. Gene Ontology annotation, molecular function: protein binding. The transcript has 15 exons. Gene Ontology annotation, biological process: cell surface receptor signaling pathway; cytoskeleton organization. Lineage: Eukaryota; Metazoa; Chordata; Actinopteri; Cypriniformes; Catostomidae. The record is from RefSeq and is a predicted model, not a curated record. Gene Ontology annotation, cellular component: cytoplasm.
UGUCUCACCAAUGCUGUGUUUCUCCAGUCUAGCGCUCACUCCUUUUUAGCGGAUUGGCACAACAGGGUAGGAUUACGAGAAGGAAUAAAAAACAUAACCAAAAAUGGCAGAGCUUGGAGCGGGGAGUCUGCUAACAGGAGAUCCUGCUUUUAAUUAUCUUGAGCAUGAGCUAAACGAGCGUUUGAAGCGGCUGUACCCGGCCGUGAAUGAGGAAGAAACCCCCUUACCCCGAUCUUGGAGCCCCAAGGAUAAGUACAGCUACAUCGGGCUCUCACAGAAUAAUCUGCGGGUGCAUUACAAAGGCCACGGAAAAAACCACAAGGAUGCGGCAUCCGUUCGGGCCACCCAUCCCAUCCCUGCCGCCUGUGGCAUCUAUUAUUUUGAGGUGAAGAUCAUAAGCAAAGGAAGAGAUGGGUACAUGGGAAUUGGACUGUCAGCCCAAGGGGUCAACAUGAACAGACUGCCAGGUUGGGACAAGCACUCGUAUGGUUACCAUGGUGACGACGGACACUCCUUUUGCUCCUCAGGGACUGGCCAACCGUAUGGCCCAACCUUCACAACGGGCGACGUUAUUGGCUGUUGUGUGAACCUCAUCAAUAACACAUGCUUUUACACCAAAAACGGACACAGUUUAGGUGUGGCUUUCACAGAUCUCCCACCUAACCUGUACCCCACAGUAGGGCUGCAGACUCCUGGUGAGGUUGUAGAUGCUAACUUUGGCCAACAGCCUUUUAUGUUUGACAUUGAGGACUACAUGAGCGAAUGGAGGGCCAAGAUCCACAGCAUGAUUGCCCGCUUCCCCAUCGGAGAAAGACUGGGAGAUUGGCAGGCAGUGCUGCAAAACAUGGUGUCCAGCUACCUGGUCCAUCAUGGGUAUUGUGCCACAGCAAUGGCCUUCGCCAGAACCACAGAGACCAUGAUCCAAGAGGACCAAACCUCAAUAAAAAAUAGACAGAGAAUACAGAAGCUGGUAUUGGCAGGCCGUGUUGGAGAAGCCAUUGAAGCUACACAGCAGUUGUAUCCCGGCCUCCUAGAACACAACCCAAAUUUACUCUUCAUGUUGAAGUGUCGGCAGUUUGUAGAGAUGGUGAAUGGUACAGAUAGUGAGGUACGGUGCUUUAGCGUCCACUCUCCUAAAUCCCAGGACAGCUAUCCCGGAUCCCCAAACCUGAGCCCACGGCACGGAGCCACCAACGCUCACUUGCACAACACAGGAGCAGACAGUCCCACAUGCAGUAAUGGGGUCACCCCAACUAAUAAAAAUAAGAGCCACAGCAAAUAUACCGGUGUAAGCUCCACCUCCUCAUCUCCAUCCUCCUCCCCCUCCUACUCAGAGUCAAACUCUACCGACUCCACCAAGUCCCAGCCUCACAGUGCCACCAGCAACCAGGAGACUAGGUCUGUUGAUAGUGAGAUGGAGAUUGAGGUAGAACACUAUAGUAAUGGCAUGACAGAAAGCUCAACUCGUAUUAUGAAUGGCACAUACAAACACCAGGAAAUCCUGCAGGUGGAUGACAACAGUGUUGGCAAUGGAGUAGCAGAUGACAACUGCAGCUCAAGACAGCUUUGUGGAGGAAACCAAGCAGCCACAGAGAGAAUGAUCCAGUUUGGCAGAGAGCUUCAGACCCUCAGCGAGCAGCUCUGUCGCCAAUAUGGCAAGAAUGCCACUCACAAAAAGAUGCUGCAGGAUGCAUUCAGUCUGCUGGCGUACUCAGACCCCUGGAACUGCCCCGUGGGCCAGCAGCUGGACCCCAUGCAGAGAGAGGCGAUCUGCUCUGCUCUCAACAGUGCUAUUCUGGAGUCUCAGAACCUGCCCAAGCAGCCUCCUCUCAUGCUAGCCCUGGGUCAGGCCACUGAGUGUGUGCAGCUGAUGGCCAGGGUCCGCUCUGGAUCCUGCUCCUUUGCCAGAGUGGACAACUUUUUGCACUAGUGCCAGUCCAGGCAAUGAUACGGACAGCUAAGAAGAGGACUUUUCCAAUUGGUUGCCAUGACGAGAGCACGUGUUUGAAAUGGUGUGUCGCUUGCCGUUUGCCAGAAGCAGCCGAGCAGAAUGAAUAGAAACAUGAGAAGAGAGGCUUCUUUUUAAUUUAGUAUUAUCAAAUACAAAUUGUGUGACACUAUUUAAAGAUAAUUAAUUAUUCUGUUUAUCUAGUCAUUUUCAUUUUAGUUUAUAUUUUGUCCGUUUGUUGUGCUCAUUAUGAAACAAAUCAACUUCCCAACUUGUUUUUCUUUUUCAUGGGUGAAUUCAGUGCAAAGUAUUUCAAUCAUACCAUAUCGCUGAUUAUACAUAAUGGUAAAUUCCUACUGAAAAUAUGAGCUACACACUCUGGUUUUCUCAGUCAGAGCUCAGGUAUUUAGACAAAUGAUUUGUCGUCAGAAAGAGAUAUUUGCAGAAACAGGUUACCAUACUCUGUGGUUUAAAGCAGAUCAUUUUCUGUAUACAAGACAAUUGUGUAGGGUUUUUUUUUUGGUCAACCUUAGCCACCCCUUUAGGAAUUAGAUGGACAUUAAUGUUGUAUGUACAGGAGUUUUCAUGUGCCCUGGCAAUGUGUUCAUUGGAGUAUAAGUAUGUGAGAUAAUGCAUGGCUCCUAGCAUCUCACCUUUUAAGCUACCUUAGGAUCUCAGGCACCAGCACAACUUUCAUUAGACGCAAUCACACAGUGACGACGCAGACAUACCUUUGGGUCCAAUGUAGGUUAAUGAUAUUUUGAACCAUAGAUGUUUUCCCAAAAUGAAUCUAUUUUACCAUCUUUAUAGCAGUGGGUAUCAUGCAAACUUUUUUUAAGUUAGGUAUAUUGAAGUUAACCUGUGGUUUUCUGAUUUUGUGGCUGUACCAAAUAAAAACGUAACGUUUUUGACAGAAAAUUAAGGUCAGUAGUUUGAUUACUGAAAAGCUUGACCGAAGCUUGCAAACUAAUUUAUACUUACUUAUUCUGUAAGUUUUAUACCCAUGUGAAUAGUGUCACUGUGUUGAUGGUUUGUAGUGUUUAAUGACUACAGGCUGACACCAUUUCAACUUUCAUUAUUAGUUGUUUCAUUGACUGUUUAGUACUGUUGUUAAAGUUUUGUUACCAAUCGAUGCACUGUACUUCAAUGAAUGCACAUGAAGCAUUACUGUACCUGUCUACCUCUCCUGUUCAGUAAUGGAGGGAUAGAAUAGGAGCUUGCUGCAUGCAAGACAGUUGACUGACCCAAGGUUCCUGCAAAUGAAUGGAAAAUGGCAAUAGAAAAAACACAGUGUAUUUAUUUAGUAAUUAGAACAUCUCCUUAAGAAGUUCACUGCAACCUCAUAUCCGUGUUAUUGUUUUGUUCAUUUCCCCUAGCUCACAACAAUCUCUACUUGGCUUUUAUAAGUACAGUAUAUAAGUGUGAUAUAAACAAUAGCUCAGGCACUUAACGCUUCACUCUUUUAUUUCCUUCUAGAGGUGUCUUCUAUGUUGGAUGUGCCAUCACUCUUCUUAGCUUUUCUUUUAAUCUGAUUGGUCCAUAAAGGAAAAACUGUCAAUCGUUUCCAUGUCAACCCAAAAUUUCACUCAGCCAGCAUGCCACCGUGGUGUUGAAUGUAGUUUAGCAGAUUUUAACCCUCAUUUUAUGUCCUACAUUUUUGCUGCUGGCCAUCAUGAGAUUGUUUGUUACAUUCCCUUAUUUACAUCUGCUUUUUAAAUAUACCUCAUUUACUCUUCGGAUAGCGCUGUCUAGCUUGUUGUAUCAUGUCAGGCAUUCACAUAGAAGGUCUGUGUAGUGCAGUAAACAUUUUGGUACAGUAGGUCACUGAGGUCAGAGGUCCCAGGCUCAACCUUGCACAUGUUACUCUUAAAUAUUGAAAAUUAAAUCGACCUUUUCUUUUUUGGAGCUAUAUCAAUGGGGGCUAGAAAUAAAAUCAUGGAAUAAACUGUAUGGCUCCCCAUCAAUUCACAAAUCCUCAUCCCUAAUAAUCACUGUCAACUAAUUUGAUAAUUUCAUUUAAAAAAUGUAUCCCCUUUUUUUCCCCAAUUUGGAAUGCCCAAUUCCCACUACUUACUAGGUCCUCGUGGUGGCACAGUUACUCAAUCUCAAACCUCAAUCCGGGUGGCAGAGGACAAGUCUCAGUUGCCUCCACUUCUGAGACUGUCAAUCUGCGUAUCUUUUCAUGUGGCUUGCUGUGCAUGACACCGCGGAGACUCACAGCACAUGGAGGCUCAUGCUACUCUCUGCGAUCCACACACAACUUACAAGCGCCCUAUUGAGAGCGAGAACCCCUAAUCGCGACCACGAUGAGGUUACCCCAUGUGACUCUACCCUCCCUAGCAACUGGGCCAAUUUGGUUUCUUAGGAGACCUCAGCACACCCUGGAUUCAAACUCGCGACUCCAGAGGUGGUAGUCAGUGUCAAUACAUGCUGAGAUACCCAGGCCCCCUAAGGUCAAUUCAAUUGUUAAAGGGAUAUUUCACCCAAAAAAAAUUCUCUCAUCAUUUACUUGCCCUCAUGCCAUCACAGAUGUGUAUGACUUUCUUUCUUCUGCGGAACACAAAUGAAGAUUUUUUAGAAGAAUUUAUCAGCUCUUUUGGUCCAUACAAUGCAAGCCAAGAAUUUGAAGCUCCAAAAAUCACAUAAAUCAGCAUAAAUGUAAUCCAUAUGGUUAAAUCAAUGUCUUCGGAAGUGAUAUGAUCGGCGUGGGUGAGAAACAGAUCACUUUUACAUUCUCCUUCUGUUUUUGGUGAUUCACAUUCUUCAUGCAAAAAAGAAUUUAGGCCUAAAUAUUGAUCUGUUUCUCACCCACACCUAUCAUACAAUUUCUGAAGAUAUGGAUUAAAUGUGGAGUUGUAUUGAUUACUUUAAUGAUGCCUUUAUGUGCUUUUUGGAGCAUCAACAUUUUGGUACCCAUUCACUUGCAUUGUAUAGACCUACAGAGCUGAAAAUUCUUCUAAAAAUCUUAAUUUGUGUUCUUCAGAUGAAAGAAAGUCAUACACAUCUGGGAUGGCAUGAUGAUGAGUAAAUGAUGAAAGAAUUUGACCUAUCCUUUUCAGUGGUGGUAUUUUAAUGCAUGAGGAUAUCAUGCGUAACUUUACACGGCCAUAAAUGUUGGAAGUUGACACAAAAUUUUGUGUCUAAUACUUUUAUUGACUUUUGUAUGGUAAUAGGUCUUUGUUAUAGGAUGGCUUUUUAAUGCCAAAUAUGUUUUGGAUCAUAGUCUAACCACCUAAAAUGUAUAUUGUCGUUUUAAAAAUAAUCCAUCAUAGAACUAAAUAUUGGCUUUAAAUAGGGACCUACAUACAUAAAUAUAUGGAAGGGAAGAAAGUAGCCAAUAUCCUUCUUGUCAAGAUCUUCUUUGUCAUGUGGUGAAAUUCCGGCCUGAAAUGUCAAGGAGCAGGGCAAAUGGAAUGGAGUAUAGCAAGCUGUGCACAAUUUACUUCUAUUAUAAUUAUAAUUUUAUUUGAGUUUUCUUUUUGCAAUUUUGAAAUGAGUUACCCUCUACUUAGCAUGAACCUUUAAAAAAAAAACAUAAAAAAGGAAAACAAUUUUAAAAAAGGAAAAAAGAGACAUACCUAUGUACUGGAAACAUGAUAAAGAAAUAUUGUACUCAUUUAAUUUUAACAGAAUUAUUUUUAUUAAAAUACACAUCCA